Molecule: messenger RNA, 435 nt
Organism: Sclerotinia borealis F-4128
Lineage: Eukaryota; Fungi; Ascomycota; Leotiomycetes; Helotiales; Sclerotiniaceae
Source: the annotation of a GenBank genome assembly
AUGGCAUCGCACGUGGAAUCAUCAUUACGCACAACAAUGGAAUCGAGGAUGGAAAACCUAUCAGAAGAAGCCAAAAAGGCCGCAAUAGCCUGUGGUGAAGCAAUCAACUCUUUGAAAUACCGUCCAUUUGAAAAUUAUGAGAUUUGUGACGAUCCAGCGAACUUGGUCAAUGCUUCGGAGGACUUCUUGAAGAUUUUUGUACCGUCGAUCACGACAAGACCAUUCCCUUCUCGGGUCAACGCUCUACGAAUUACAAGCGGCUCCGCAAUAGUACCUGUAAAACCAGGGGCGAGCGUUGAACUUGUACCUGUGUUCAUCAUAUGUGGAACGGCCUCAAUCUUGGACACAAAGCUCAACUUGGGGGACUUUAUACAUUUGACAAAGGAUACUCCGGUGGAGCCAGCAUUCUGCUGCCUCUUGCUCUUGGCUCAGUGA